Tripterygium wilfordii is the source of this 1066-nucleotide messenger RNA. Its product is annotated as nuclear speckle RNA-binding protein B. Bases 91 to 843 code for a protein of 250 amino acids. The record is from RefSeq and is a predicted model, not a curated record. Lineage: Eukaryota; Viridiplantae; Streptophyta; Magnoliopsida; Celastrales; Celastraceae. The transcript has a single exon. Gene Ontology annotation, cellular component: nucleus.
UAUAUAUGUAUAUAUGCCCCCUAAAUUUCACAAUACAAACAAUAAUACGCUUUCACGCUCUUGAUUUUUCUUCUUCUCUUCGUCUACUCAAUGGAUUCAUCGUCAAAAGAACUGCAGGGCCCACGGCCGACGCCUCUAAAGGUCCGUAAAGACUCGCACAAGAUCCGAAAACCACCGCUGGCACCACCACCACAUCAUCAUCAACAACAACAACAACAACCACAGCAGCCACAACAGCAACCGCGGCCUCCGGUCAUAAUUUACACCGUCUCCCCUAAAGUGAUUCACACCCAUCCGGGUGAGUUCAUGAAUUUAGUUCAACGGCUCACGGGCUCAUCAUCAACAUCGUCUUCUUCUUCUUCAUCUUCCGCCACGGGUAUAACAUCUAAUCCGUUCAAUUACGAUUGUGGGGCGGUAUCGCCUGCGGCCAGAUAUGCGACAGUCGAGAAGGCUAAUAACUCGCCGGAAGGGAAGAAGAAAGUGAGCGAUGAGGGAUUGGAAGAGAUUGGCGAGGAUGUGUUGAUGGACAUGAUAAGUACUAGUUUUCCUGGUAUUUUGUCGCCGGGACCAGCUUCUCUGCAACCAAUAUCACCGAGCUUUUUCUCUGCGCCAUCCGAUCCGAACUGGAUUGGGAGCUUUUUUCAUGAUUUGAGUCCUGCAAUACACGGGGUUAACAGUAAUUUCAUGCCUAGCCCUUCUCAAAGCAGCUUUUUUCAUGAUUUGAGUCCUGCAAUACAUGGGAUUAACAGUAAUUUCAUGCCUAGCCCUUCUCAAAGCAGCUUUCUUUCACCCCAUUUGACUUCACCUUCCGUUGACCUUUUCAAUAAUUUCUUUGAUUUGUAAUUAUCUUCAAUGAAGAGGGCGAAGAUACAAAAUUGGGGGGGCUAAAAGUGGAAUUUUGAAAUAUUUUGGGUAGGUUUGCUAGUUGGAUACUUCUUAAUGGCUUUGUUUAUUGCUCCUUUUUAUUGAAUGUAGUUGGGCCCAUGAUAAUAUGAUGCAGGGGCAAUUUGUCUACAAUAUUCAUCUUAUGGGACUUAAUAUAAUUCCUCCUCUCUUAUAGAUGCUA